AUGACGAUGGCUCUUGAUACGCGCGUGCAGGUGUUACUACCUUUGGGCUUGAUCAUCCGACUCUCAGUCGAUGACAUCGACUUCAACGGCACCCUUCCGUACGACGACAAGACGUGGCGAUGGGACUUUGGUUUGCGACCGUUCGGAUGUCUUCAAGCUCUCCGGCAACUCCUUGUUUCAUCGUCGUUCUGUGGUAUAGAAGCCGUGGCAAUUUGGGCAGACCUAUCGACAGGAACCGCGGCGGAGAUCAAUCUCUGCCGCUGGCAUUCGAAAAAUUUUAAAGUCAGCUUUCAGCCGCUCUCUCACGACGAACAGUUGGUGGCUGGUGUCGCCUGCGCCUUCAUGCCAGAGUUUGUCAGCUUCACCAUCACACGCGUCAUCCUCGGCUCGUGCACCUCCGGUACCUUCAUGACAGUCUUCGUCAUGACAAAUGAGAUGGUAGGCGAGCCAUGGAGAGUGACAGGUGGUUUAGGUUUCCAGUACGCGUUCACGGUAGGAUACUGCCUCGUCGGUGUCUUUGCCAUUUUCGUCCGUGAUUGGUUCUGGUUGCAACUGGCUGUCACUGCUCCCGGUCUGCUGAUGCUGCCAUACUGGUGGUGUACGUCAGAAUCGGUGCGAUGGCUAUUGGCCAACGACAAAGACAACGAGGCCAGUGACCUCAUCAGGAAGGCGGCAAAGGUCAACAAGGUCAUAGUUCCCGACUACGUCUUCAAGCAGAAGGCGGUAAGAAAUGAGGAGGAGGUGGCAACAGCCAAUCACGUGCAUGCCAAGAUGAUAGACUUGUUUCGCAACUGGACGACGUGCAAAAUUACACUAAAUCUGUUCUUCAUAUGGUAA
This is a messenger RNA of Priapulus caudatus, 837 nucleotides long. RefSeq names its product organic cation transporter protein-like. The record is from RefSeq and is a predicted model, not a curated record. The transcript has 7 exons. Gene Ontology annotation, molecular function: transmembrane transporter activity. Gene Ontology annotation, cellular component: membrane. Gene Ontology annotation, biological process: transmembrane transport. Lineage: Eukaryota; Metazoa; Priapulida; Priapulimorpha; Priapulimorphida; Priapulidae. Bases 1 to 837 code for a protein of 278 amino acids.